AUGCCUCGUACUUUCUCUGUUUUGUCUUCCCUGCUGUGUUUGGGCUCUGUGUUUGCACAGAAUGCUUCCACCACAUCUUCUUCGGCAGUGCCCACUGGUUCAGCUAUUGCAGGUGACUAUAGUGGUGCGUUGAGGCCGCAGGUGCAUUUCUCACCACCCAAGGGUUUUAUGAACGAUCCCAAUGGUCUGUUCGUUGACGCUGACGGUCUUUAUCACGUAUAUUAUCAAUACAACCCAACAGCAGAUGUAGCCGGCAACCAGCAUUGGGGUCACGCUACAACGACUGAUGGCUAUACCUUCGAGAACCAGCCUAUUGCGAUCUUCCCUCCGAACAACGAGACAUUUGUGUUCAGUGGCUCGGCAGUUGUCGAUGUAAACAACACCAGUGGCUACUUUCCUGGACAAGAUAACGGUGUAGUUGCCAUCUACACUUUGAACAACAGCACGUCCCAAAACCAGAACAUCGCAUUCUCAAAGGAUGGUGGUUACACUUUCGAGCCUUAUGAGGGCAACCCGGUCAUUGACAUCGGCUCGACCCAAUUCCGUGAUCCUCAGGUCUUCUGGUACCCUCAGACCCAAAGCUGGGUGAUGGUCACAGUUUAUGCUGCUGAGUUCACUGUCGGCAUCUACACUUCACCCGAUCUCAAGGACUGGCAGCACGCCUCCAACUUCUCGCAUCAUGGCCUGCUGGGCAUCCAAUACGAGUGUCCCAAUUUGGUUGAGAUGCCUGUAGAGGGCUCAGACGAGACCAUGUGGCUCAUGUUCAUCUCCAUCAACCCCGGUGCUCCUCUCGGAGGCUCAAUCUCGCAAUACUUCCCAGGUUCCUUCAAUGGCACACACUUCGAAGCCGUCGACCCCGUCGCUCGUAUCUCUGACUUCGCCAAGGACAACUACGCCGGUCAAUUCUUCUCCGGCAUUCCUGGCACCGAGAAGCGUCUGAGCAUGGACUGGGCCAGCAACUGGCAGUACACCAACGAUGUUCCCUCUGCAAAGGAAAACUGGCGCAGCUCAAUGACGGUCUUCCGCCAGAACCAUCUCAAGAAGCUGCCUACCAUUGGUUGGGACCUCGUCAGUUCGCCUUUCAACAUCAGCUCGCAGUUCUCUCGGGUCCUUGCUUCCAACUCUUCGCUCGGCAACAACAGUAUCUUGCUCGACUACUCAAAUGUUCCUUCGGGUGCACUGUACUUCGAAGCCAAUGUUACUGGACUGACCCCUGCUACCUUGGCUGGAAGCUUGAACUUCACAUUCACCUCUUCUGUCAGUGGCGAGAACCUUCAGGGCGGUACCAUCCCUGGCGGUAUCACUUGGGUGUCUCGAAGAAACGCCGGCUGGGGUGCUGAGAACCCUUACUGGACCGAUAAGUUCUCUGUCAAUGGCAUCUACAGCGGCAGUGAGAACGGUACUUGGGCGAUCAGUGGUAUCCUCGACCGCACCAUCCUCGAGUUGUUCGUCAAUGGAGGCGAGCAGAGUGGCACCGUGACGUUCUUCCCUGACUAUCCGCUCGACACUCUGAGAAUUGGAGCCAAUAGCAUUCCCGAAGGCGCCGGUGUCAGUGUGGCUGUCUGGGGCCUGAAAGAUGCCUGGGCUAGCCAGGCAAAUGAUGAUGGACUCGUUUUGGGUAACACCACAACUUCAGCAUAG
Messenger RNA from Aureobasidium namibiae CBS 147.97, 1641 nucleotides. RefSeq lists its product as uncharacterized. Gene Ontology annotation, molecular function: sucrose alpha-glucosidase activity. NCBI's taxonomy places the organism in Eukaryota, Fungi, Ascomycota, Dothideomycetes, Dothideales, Saccotheciaceae. Gene Ontology annotation, biological process: sucrose catabolic process. The record is from RefSeq and is a predicted model, not a curated record. Gene Ontology annotation, cellular component: fungal-type vacuole. The transcript has 5 exons. Bases 1 to 1641 code for a protein of 546 amino acids.